Impatiens glandulifera is the source of this 1385-nucleotide messenger RNA. Its product is annotated as GDSL esterase/lipase At1g28600-like. The transcript is spliced from 5 exons. Gene Ontology annotation, molecular function: hydrolase activity, acting on ester bonds. The coding region runs from base 87 to 1232 and encodes 381 amino acids. Lineage: Eukaryota; Viridiplantae; Streptophyta; Magnoliopsida; Ericales; Balsaminaceae. The record is from RefSeq and is a predicted model, not a curated record.
UCCAUCCCAUUAUACAAAAACACAACACACUAUUAUAUUCCAUUUCUUUUCUCUCAUCUCUCUCACACACACGCGCACUGACAUCUAUGAUGAUUCCUUCUUUGGAGAAAUCUUUAUUCGUCAUAUUUCUACUUUUCUCAACGGCUUACAGAUCUACAAUCGGAUGUUACACAUCAAUCUUCAGCUUCGGCGAUUCGUUAGCUGACACCGGCAAUUUGCUUAGUAUCUCCCGGAGCUCCGGCGGAAUAACUACUCAAAUCGGCUUCCCACCGUACGGCGAAACCUAUUUCCACCGCCCUACCGGCCGUUUCUCCGAUGGCCGCAUCAUCAUCGACUUCAUCGCUCAACACCUAGGGCUUGAUUUGAUCCCACCAUAUUUCGGUGAACAUAAUGCCGAAAUCUAUCACGAUUUUAAGCAAGGAAUGAAUUUUGCGGUUGGCGGUGCGACAGCAUUGGAAAAUGAUUUCUUUGAGAAAAUGGGUAUUCCAGUUCCCUUCAAUAAUUCAUCUUUGCUUGAUCAGCUGUCAUGGUUCAAACAAAUACUACCCUCUUUUUGUGACUCAAAUUUAAGUUGCAAAGAAUUCUUAAAGACUUGUUUGUUUUUGGUUGGAGAGAUUGGAGGGAAUGAUUACAAUAAUCCACUCCUAAUUGGUAAUAUCACCCUUGAAGAAGUAAAAACUAUAGUUAAUCCUGUAAUCAAUGUGAUCGGAUCUACAAUAACAGAAUUGAUUGAGAUUGGUGCAGUCACACUUGUAGUACCUGGAAACUUACCAAUUGGGUGUGUACCCGUCUAUUUGAAUCACUUCAAGGACUUAGCCAAACAAUCUGAUUACGAUCCCAAAACAGGAUGCAUCAAUUGGCUAAACGAGUUCUCGCAAUACCACAAUGAGAAGUUGCUUGAGGAAAUCAACAAGAUUCGCGAAUUUCAUCCCCAUGUUACUAUUAUCUAUGCUGAUUAUUACAAUGCUGCAAUGGCGCUUUUCAAAUCACCUAGCAAAUACGGUUUAAAAGAUUGGCCAUUGGAAGCAUGUUGUGGGGGCGAAGGACCGUAUAAUGUGAACUCGUUGGUUAAUUGUGGUGAUCCUUCGUCGAAGAUUUGUGCCGACCCUUCUACAUAUAUUAAUUGGGAUGGAAUACAUAUGACUGAGGCUGCAAAUAAAUGGAUUUCCAAAGGUUUAUUAGAAGAAUACACCUUUCCUCUCAUUGAAUCCAAAUGUAUUUCAUCAUCUUAAUUUUUAUUUUACAAUUUUAUGUCUAUUAUAAUUAGCUCUUAACUUGUUUUAUAAUUAGUAAUUUUAAUAUUGACUAUGAUGUUUUUUUUUAUUUGGUUUGUUUUUGUUUGUAAGAUUGUAUAUUAGAAAAUGUAUAAAUUGGUUUUAUUGUAA